AUCUGUAUAUUCCUUGUCAAUUCUUCAUCAGAUUUCACUGUUGCUGUUGAGAAACUACACAAAAUUGAAUGGCUAGACUCGAGGAAUUACCAAUUCCAAUUUUCUCUGAUCUUGAACCUGUUUAUGGUAGUGGAUCACAGCUUGAAGAGGCUCAACUUCGAUUCAAGAAUUUGAAAGCCAAGUUUAUAGACUUAUUUGGCCAAUCCCCUCAUGUCUACGCUCGAUCCCCAGGGAGAGUGAACCUGAUUGGAGAACACAUAGACUAUGAGGGUUACUCUGUUUUGCCUAUGGCAAUUCGGCAAGACACAAUUGUGGCUAUACGGAAACACGACUCUAAUGAACCUCAGAAGCUUCUUAGAAUUGCCAAUGUGAAUAGUGAUAAGUACUCCUUGUGUACUUACCCUGCUGAUCAUCUGCAGGAGGUUGAUCUGAAGAGUCACAGAUGGGGUCAUUAUUUCAUUUGUGGGUACAAGGGUUUCUAUGAAUAUGCCAAGUUGAAAGGGAUAGAUGUUGGUGAACCUGUUGGACUUGAUGUUAUUGUUGAUGGUACAGUUCCUACAGGGUCUGGACUUUCGAGCUCUGCAGCAUUUGUUUGCUCUUCCUUUAUUGCUAUAAUGGCUUCAAUUGGUGUUAACAUGCCCAAGAAAGAAAUUGCUCAACUCACAUGUGAGUGUGAAAGGCACAUCGGGACUCAGUCUGGUGGAAUGGAUCAGGCCAUCUCUGUUAUGGCAAAAUCUGGGUUUGCUGAGCUGAUUGAUUUCAAUCCUAUACGUGCAACUGAUGUACAACUGCCUGCUGGUGGAACUUUUGUGAUAGCCCAUUCAUUAGCUGAAUCACAAAAAGCAGUUACUGCUGCAGUUAACUACAAUAAUCGGGUUGUUGAAUGCCGACUAGCUGCUAUUGUACUGGGUAUUAAACUGGGGAUGGAACCUAAGGAGGCGAUCUCUAGUGUAAAAACUCUUUCUGAUGUUGAAGGGUUGUGUGUAUCAUUCGCUGGUACACACAGUUCUUCUGAUCCUAUCCUUGCUGUCAAGGAGCUAUUGCAUGAAGAACCAUAUACCAGCGAAGACAUUGAGAAUAUCACCAAGGAAAAGCUGGAAACAAUCUUUGCCGCCUCACCAACUUCCUUGGAUGUGCUUCGUGCUGCUAAGUGUUACAAGUUGCAUCAGAGAGCUGCCCAUGUAUAUUCUGAAGCCAAACGUGUGCACGCUUUUAAAGACACCGUAUCGUCAGAAUUAAGUGAUGAAGAUAUGUUGAAGAAGUUAGGUGACCUUAUGAACGACAGUCACCAUAGCUGCAGCGUCCUUUAUGAGUGCAGUUGUCCAGAAUUAGAAGAACUUGUGAAGAUUUGUCGAGAUAAUGGUGCUCUUGGAGCUAGGCUUACAGGAGCCGGAUGGGGUGGUUGUGCAGUGGCUUUGGUGAAAGAGAGUCUUGUUCCACAAUUUAUACUCAAUUUGAAGGAGCAAUUUUAUCAAUCAAGGAUUGACAAAGGAACCAUCAGUAAGAAUGAUCUUGGCUUGUACAUUUUUGCAUCCAAGCCUUCAAGUGGUGCUGCUAUUUUCAAAUUUUAGGUCUUGUUAUCCUAGUUAACUUUUAUUACCUUCAGCAUUUUCAGUCCAAAAAUCAAGGUGAAUUAUGAAGUUUCUAUCUUAUCAAUAAUAUAAAUAAAAAUAAAGGUAAAUUAUGGUACAAAUUGUACACUUGAUGAAACUCAUUAGAUAUUUUUUAAUUU
Molecule: messenger RNA, 1732 nt
Organism: Solanum verrucosum
Lineage: Eukaryota; Viridiplantae; Streptophyta; Magnoliopsida; Solanales; Solanaceae
Product: galactokinase
Exons: 13
Coding region: 69-1571 (500 amino acids)
Biological process (GO): carbohydrate phosphorylation; galactose metabolic process
Cellular component (GO): cytoplasm; cytosol
Molecular function (GO): ATP binding; galactokinase activity
Source: RefSeq, a predicted model, not a curated record